CACUGCGCGUGAACAAAACAGGACAUUAUGGCGCCUGACGGAGACAUUAUUGUGUGUAUAACAGUUAUGUGUUCUUCAUCAGUACGUACACAUAUAUAUCGUGUGACAGCGUAAACGUUGUUAAUAUUUGUUGGUGUCCGGAUACAUUAGCCUGAGCGCACGUUGCUGCUUUACGCGCUAGCUUAACUUGCUAGCUAGCUUAGCAUGUUAGCUGCUAACAAAGUGAGGCGGAAGUGAUCAACACGUCGCUAAGCAGAGAUCACAUGUGAGUGUAAAGUGUUGGGAUUGUGUGAAAAUGUGUGAAAGAACGAUAGCAGAGUACGAGGAGGAACGUUCUUCAACAAAAGAGGAGAAGGAGCGACAACAUCAACUACUGGACGCUGUUUUCAAGAAUGAUGAAGUUGUGUUACACAGAACAGAUGUCCAGCAGUCCCCCCGUGUAAACGAGGAAGAAGCGGAGACACAACAUCCCCACAUUAAAGAGGAAGAGGAGGAUCUCUGGAUCACUCAGGAGGGGGAGUGUCUUCGAGAGCAGGAGGAGGCAGAGUCCUCAGAGCUUCAUCGCAGUCCAAAUGUCUGUGAGGAACAUCUUCUCCCUGAGCAGCAAGAGUGGACCUCCAGAAUGGAGCAGGAGAAGUCACAGCCUCCACUCAUUAAAGAAGACGAUGAGGGAGAUCUAGAGGAGUUCCCAUUAAAUAUUGUCGUUGUAAAGAUUGAAAAUGAUGAGGUCAAAUGUGAAAGUGAGGAGAAGAGAGAGGCGGAGCCUCCAAGCAGCAGCUCAGCUCAUCACAUGACAACAGAAGGUGAUGGAGACCACUGUGGAGGAUCACAAGCAGACAAGCUCUUAGCUCCACUAUCAGAUAAUGACGACACAACGUCACACUCUCCUGACACUGAUGAUGAAGACUCUAUAGCUGGUAAGACAUGUGACACUGACAACACACACUUCCAAUGCUCUCACUGUGACAAAACCUUUAAUCGCCUUGGUAAUUUGAAAAGACACCUGAGAACACACACAGGAGAAAAAACAUUCACGUGCUCCGUUUGUAGUAAAAGAUUUUCUCUGAAGCAAAACUUGACAACGCACAUGAGAAUACACACAGGAGAAAAACCUUUUUCCUGUUCAAUUUGUGGUAAAGGUUUCAUACAAAAUAAUUAUUUGAAAGCACACCUGAGAAUGCACACCGGUGAAAAACCGUUCAUGUGCUCAGUUUGCGGCAAAAGAUUCAAUCACAAGCAUCAUUUAAAAGCACACACGCGAGUGCACACAGGAGAAAAACCCUUUUCAUGUUCGAUUUGUGGUAAAGGUUUUAUACAAAGCAAUUAUAUGAAAAUACACAUAAGAACACACACGGGGGAAAAACCAUUUUCUUGUUCAAUCUGCGAUAAAGGUUUUUUACAGAGUCAACAUUUGAAGUUACACAUGAGAACACACACUGGCGAAAACCCUUUUUCUUGUUUAAUUUGUAGUAAAGGCUUUACACAAAGUCACCACUUGAAAAGACACAUGAGAAGACACAGUGAUGACAAAGUGUUGAGUUGCAGUGUGUGAUGAAAGAUUGUCUUAAAAGUAAACGCAGGUGUGCUGGUGAGAACAGCAGCAGCAAAUGAAGCAGCAGGAUUUUAAAUAAACUGUCAAAACUUUGACUUUCUAACAACAUCGCCACAUAUAACAUCUGACAUCAUUGUGUUUAACUCAAUCUUUUACUAUUCAUACAUUACGUUUUUUAGAUUAGUGCCUUUGUGUCAGUCAAGUACAAAAUAUGCAGCAUCGAUAUAUUUUCAAAAAAAUUUUUGCUUACCCUUUUAUUACUUUUUCCAUUCUUUAAAAAAAUGUUUCAACAAUUAUAUUUAACAUACAAUAAACAUGUGUAUACUGACAAUAGUCAUAAUUUAGUUUUAUAGUUAUUUAUAAUGCGGUUUUCAAAUGUGUAAAGUGUCAAACAUAUUUUAAUUUUUAAUUGUAAAUGAUUCCAUAGAUGAACUGCUUUAUAUGAUGUACAUAUUUGUUUUACAUUUGUUUAUACCUUUGCUUUUGAGUACACAUAAAUCCCACUUAGUUCACAUCUGAAACAUCUUCUGGACCACUUCUGGAAGCAUAUUGUAAUUUACUUUAUAGAUCAUGUGAGCAGUUGUGUAAGAUCAUUUGUUUUUAAAAAGUGUGACUUUAUAAAUGAUUAAUGAUACUUAUUACUCUCUUUUAUUAUAUGAAUAUUCAUUUUUUUGAUUGUUUUAUACAGCGUGUAUGUCCCCUGACCUUUUAUGCAAUAAGCAAUGUAUACUUCAACUAAAGUUGGGUACAAUAAAUGUAGUAAAUACCAUACCAUACUGUAGAGGUUGACCUCUAGUGGGUUCUUCGCCAGGAGAGCCCGGAUUUCAGGGUACAACACUGUUUCAACUACCUGUCUCAUUCCGGCUGCUGCUAAUAAAGGCGACAGGUGAUUAGAUAUCAAGGCCCACCUGGGCCAUCUACUCACCCGUCGCUGUCUUCGAGGCCAGUCCUGGCACACCCCGUUCCGCGGCAGGCCCGCAGGCCACGCCCCCUCCACACAUUUCAACUUUAUUAAUAAAGCCCUUUAAAAACAACCACAGUUGAUAUUUAUUGUGUGUAUUUAGUUUUUAAUGUGAUUUAUAGAUAAUUAGUAUAUACAAAUAAUCAUCAAAUAUCAUUGUUAUUAUUAAGCAUCUAUUGGAGUACACCUCUGUUUCGAACUUGAAUCAAGGGGCCUUGAACUCCCCACAGUUAUGUGCUAUGUAACGCAAAAGUGAAGCUUAAACGCUGCCACAAAUAUAUGUACUUAAU
Nerophis lumbriciformis (worm pipefish) is the source of this 2803-nucleotide messenger RNA. Lineage: Eukaryota; Metazoa; Chordata; Actinopteri; Syngnathiformes; Syngnathidae. The record is from RefSeq and is a predicted model, not a curated record.